Molecule: messenger RNA, 2096 nt
Organism: Salvia hispanica
Lineage: Eukaryota; Viridiplantae; Streptophyta; Magnoliopsida; Lamiales; Lamiaceae
Source: RefSeq, a predicted model, not a curated record
GAGUAAUAUAAGUAAAAUGUUAAAACCUACCAUUUGAGUUUGUGAUUACUCUAGCGGAAGCAAGGGAAAGGGCACCGGGGAUGAUGCACAAGUUGCCUCAGUUCAUUAGCCGGCUUUUCGCCAAUUUGACGAAAAUGGUUUUGGAUGUGGCACAGUGCAGAAGUCAAGGACGAGGAUGCAGGAGAGACGAGUAAUUAUGGUGUUGGGCAGGAAUGCUUAGAUAGGCUCUCGAUAGCGCUCGGUGGGAAUACAAUUGUCCCUGUGGCAUCCGAGCUGUUUCAGGCCUAUUUUUCUGCUCCUGAGUGGGAGAAGCAUCACGCAGCACUCAUUGCACUUGCACAGAUUGCAGAGGGUUGCUCCAAGGUGAUGGUGAAAAAUUUGGAACCAGUGGUAAAAAUGGUCUUGAAUUCUUUUCAACAUCCUCAUCCACGUGUGAGAUGGGCGGCAAUUAAUGCAAUUGGUCAGCUAUCAACAGACUUGGGUCCAGAUUUGCAAAUUCAGUUCCAUCAGCAUCUCAUGCCGGCUCUAGCUGCAGCUAUGGAUGAUUUCCAAAAUCCUCGAGUACAGGCUCAUGCAGCUUCAGCAGUGCUGCACUCCAGAAAUUUAGACACCUUACUUAGACGGGAUAGUGCACAAGCUUCUUCUGCUUCUUUAGAAUUCGAAGCAAAUGGCACAGGAGGGUGCCCUAACUGCUUUAGCUUCGGUCUGCUCAGCUAAAGCCUGAUGUGGUCAUUACAAUUGCUGAUUCAGACAAUGAAAUUGAUGAAUCAGACGAUGAUAGACUAGUGUCCUGGAGGAGAAGGCUACUGCUUGCAAUAUGUUGUGCUGCUAUGCUGAUGAAUUAAAGGAAGGUUUUUACCCAUGGAUCGACCAGGUUGCCCCAACAUUGGUUCCACUUUUGAAAUUUUAUUUCCAUGAAGAAGUUAGGAAGGCUGCUGUCUCAGCAGUGCCGGAGAGGUUGCGAUCUGCAAAAUUGGCUGUCGAAAAAGGAAUUGCUCAGGGUCGUAAUGAAACUUAUGUUAAGCAGCUGUCAGACUUCAUUGUUCCUGCUUUAGUGGAAGCCUCACACAAGGAACCUGAUAUAGAGAUCUGUGCAAACAUGUUGGAUGCGUUGAACGAAUGUAUACAGAUUUCAGGAUCUCUUUUAGAUGAGAGCCAGGUUAGAAGCAUUGUGGAAGAGAUAAAGCAGGUGAUCACAGCUAGCUCAAGUAGGAAAAAAGAGAGAGCCAAAGCUGAAGAUUUCGAAGAUGAGGAAGGAGAACUUCUUAAAGAGGAAGAUGAGCAAGAAGAAGAAGUAUUUGACCAAGUUAGUAAUUGACUAAUUGACUAAUUUUAUACUCAGGCUGCUGUAUAUGGACUCGGAGUGUGUGCCGAGUUUGGAAGUUCUGUGUUGUUGGAGGUAAAGUUGCCUCAAUGUGGCUCAUAGAAAGUAAAUUUCUGCUUGAUAUCUGAAUUCUGACCUUUGUUUGGACUCUUGUUCAGAGGCUCUUUCGCGGCUCAAUGUAGUUAUUAGGCAUCCCAAUGCUUUGCAGCCAGACAAUGUGAUGGCAUAUGAUAAUGCCGUUUCAGCUCUUGGAAAGAUAUGUCAGUAUCAAUGCCGGCCUAUUUUUUUCUUACUCUUAAGAAAAUGCAUAGUGUAAUUUUGUCUGAUUUAGUAUAUUGUCUUAAUCUGUAUGUUGUCACAUUUAAUUGAAUACUGUGCUAGUAUUUCCUUCGAUUAGUUCUAACUGUGCAAAGUUGCUCUGAUAGGUUGUUCCUGCCUGGUUGAAUUGUUUACUUUGCUCAAUGGUUGAAAGGUGAGGACAUGAAAAUUGCUCUUUCACGUAUACCACCUGUUUGUAUACAAUUUUUAGUUUCCGACUCAGCUGUCAUCUGCCUUUCCCAACAAUCAGCAUCUCCCUAAAACGGAGAUCCGUUUCGCGUUGAAACGGAGGAGAUUCCCUGUAGACUGUAUAUUACAAGAUCACCUGUGUUGCUCCCAAAAACUGGGGGAAUCUGGUCUUCUUUUUAUUUCUUUGUCAACAUUUGUGGUAUUUGAGGAUUGCCAUAGAGGCAAUUCCUGUCUCAAUUUUGGUCAUGCUCAUGCAUUUUUUUCC